AGCCAUAAGAGAAAAAGAGUGACUGCACAAGAAAAUGUAUUUAAAUAUUAUUUUUUUUUCUUUUAAAUGUUUUACGUAAAUAUAAUGUGAUGUCAAGAAAAUAGAAUUGUGGUUUUUCUGUAAAGAAGAUUGCCAGCUGAAACAUCACGUCAGAUUCAACAAUGCAUCAGAAUAGUUUCAGGUACAGCAAUGGAGGAAGUGGAGGCUGAAAGCAGUGGGAGUGAUGAGGAAUGGGAUGGCAUGGAUGAGGAGAUCAAUCUUUCCAUGCAGACUCUUUGCCUCUUCUGCUCGGAGAUUUUUAAUAAUGCAGAAUUGAUGUUUGAGCAUUGCCGUUCUCAGCAUAUGUUCGACAUUGUUGGAUACUGUAGACGGAUGGGAUUAAAUUGUAUAGAUUACAUUAAAUUUAUCAAUUAUAUCAGAUCUCAUAGACUAUCAUCUUCAGAAUUAAUGGAAAUUCCCAAAGAAGCUAGUCCAUGGAGCAAAGAUGAAUACAUGAAGCCUUAUGAUGCAACAGAUCCUUUGCUUACAUUUGAUAUUGAAAGUUUUGUUCAAGAAAAAUUAGCUGAGAGAGCAGAUUACGAUGACACAAUUACAAUAUCUCAAUCUAGAUUUGAAGCCAUUUUACAAAAGCUUCAUCAGAAAGAAAUGAAACUACAAAAUGCUUAUGAUAGAAUAGACAGAAUGAAGGAAGCAGCCAAAAAUGUUCUGUGCAACAAUGAUUAUCCAUCUGAUAAAAGACCUUGCACUGAAGAAAGACGUAUGAGUAAUGAAGAAGACAGUUAUUUUAGCACAUAUGAUCAUUUUGCUAUUCAUCAUGAAAUGCUGCAGGAUAAAGUUAGGACAUUGUCUUAUCAAGAUGCCAUCUUGAAAAAUUCAGAAAUCUUCCACAACAAAAGAGUGCUUGAUGUUGGCUGUGGAACAGCAAUACUUUCCAUGUUUGCUGCAAAGGCAGGAGCAUCUAAAGUUAUGGGUGUGGAUAAAUCAGAUGUCAUAUUUCAAGCAAUGGACAUAGUGAGGGAAAAUGGAUAUGAUCAAGUUAUUGAUCUGUUCAAAGGCAGAAUUGAAGAUGUGCCACUUCCCGAGGAAAAAGUAGACAUAAUAGUCUCAGAGUGGAUGGGAUACUUUUUGCUGUUUGAAGGCAUGUUAGACAGUGUCCUCUUUGCUAGAGAUAAGUUUUUAGCUCCAGGUGGUUACAUGUUUCCAGAUCGAUGUACACUUUCAUUGAUGGCUGUAUGUGAUCUUGAAAAGUACAAUGAGUAUGUAAACUUUUGGGAUAAUGUCUAUGGGUUCAAAAUGACUGCUAUGAAAAAGGAUGUUAUAAAAGAAGCUAAUGUUGAAGCUGUGAAAGCUGAAGUUGCAUGUAGUGAACCAGUUGUAGUGAAGGAAUUGGACAUAAUGCAAUGUAAAGCUGAUGAUGCUGAUUUCAGUUCUGUAUUUGACCUGGUAAUGAAUCGUACCUGCAGUGUCACAGCUAUUGUUGGGUAUUUUGACAGUUAUUUUGAAAGAGGACUUUCACAUAAGGUUGUUCUUUCCACUUCUCCAAAAUCCACUUCUACACACUGGAAGCAGACUAUGUUUCUGUUGCCAAAUCCUGUGCAGGUCACUGAAGGUGAAGUUGUAAACUGCAGGCUGUCUUGUAGGAAGAAUCGAAGAGAUCCUAGAAGUUUGAUCGUUAAACUUAAUUUUGGAAAGUAUCAUAAUCAAUAUUAUCUGUCAUAACGUUAAUAAAAUGUUGUAUAUAUCAUUAUA
Molecule: messenger RNA, 1749 nt
Organism: Stegodyphus dumicola
Lineage: Eukaryota; Metazoa; Arthropoda; Arachnida; Araneae; Eresidae
Gene: Art3
Product: arginine methyltransferase 3
Biological process (GO): chromatin remodeling; peptidyl-arginine methylation, to asymmetrical-dimethyl arginine
Cellular component (GO): nucleus
Molecular function (GO): protein-arginine N-methyltransferase activity; histone methyltransferase activity
Source: RefSeq, a predicted model, not a curated record